Messenger RNA from Aspergillus pseudotamarii, 378 nucleotides. RefSeq lists its product as uncharacterized. Lineage: Eukaryota; Fungi; Ascomycota; Eurotiomycetes; Eurotiales; Aspergillaceae. The record is from RefSeq and is a predicted model, not a curated record. The transcript has a single exon. The coding region runs from base 1 to 378 and encodes 125 amino acids.
AUGACGACUUCCAUGCAGCAGCCCGAAACCGUGCAGCCUAUGGUUCCCGAUGGAGGAGGGACAAGCCCUCCUGGCGACAGUCAUCUUCAGAUGAACCGCACGGUCAACCCUCAUACGUCUGUUGAGGAUUAUAGCCGCGUUAUGCUGGAAUACACACACAACCGGAUGGCGUCCUUCGCCGAUUUGGACGCCGACAAAGGUUCCCCCGUUAGUCGCAGCAGUAGAAGCAGCGCAGGUAGCGGCGAGAGCGGCGACUCGGCGGGUGACAUGCUUCGUCGAGGCCCUGCCCCCACUUCUGCAGGUGUCUCCCACCAUGACUUCGGCGAGAGAGGUGGGCGCAAAGCUACCAGAGAUGGCGAGAAAAAUCCAUCUUUCUAA